This is a messenger RNA of Penicillium angulare, 1773 nucleotides long. RefSeq lists its product as uncharacterized. NCBI's taxonomy places the organism in Eukaryota, Fungi, Ascomycota, Eurotiomycetes, Eurotiales, Aspergillaceae. Gene Ontology annotation, biological process: transmembrane transport; carbohydrate transport. Gene Ontology annotation, molecular function: carbohydrate:proton symporter activity. The record is from RefSeq and is a predicted model, not a curated record. The coding region runs from base 1 to 1773 and encodes 590 amino acids. Gene Ontology annotation, cellular component: membrane. The transcript is spliced from 7 exons.
AUGUGGCGCCAAACCACGCCAUAUCUGCUGUUCAACUCGAUUGUCUUUCUCCAGGGCGCGUUGCUUUUUGGGCUGGACACUGGCUCAUUCGGAUCCUUGCAAGCUUUGCCUUCCUUCCUCAGCCGUUUCGGAGUUGCCAAUGCCGCUGGUACCUAUGCAUUACCCGCAACACGCAAGGCUUUGAUGAACUCUUUACCAUGGAUUGGUAAACUUUUGGGCUGUUUUGGCUCGGAAACAUUCAUCACGCGUACUGGCUACAAGAAGACUAUGUACCUGGCGGGAGUUAUUCAAAUCGUGGCUAUAAUAAUUGAACUUACGUCCCAACACUGGGCUCAGUUCACCGUCGGUCGUAUUAUCGCAUAUUUCGCCGUGGGGUUGGUAGAGAACGCGGUACCAUCAUACAACGCCGAAACCGCACCGGCAGCGAUAAGAGGAGUUUUUUCUGCAUCUAUUAUGAUGGUUUCCUCUUUAGGUAAUCUAUGGGGCGCAGGAAUGUCCCGCGCUUACUCUACGACUUUGACCAAAGAGGGCUGGAUAAUUCCCACCGCUAUGCAAUUCAUUCCUGCAGUUGGAUUACUAAGCCUUAUUCCCUGGACACCUGAGUCUCCCAGGUGGCUUGUAGCGAAAGGCCGCAAGGAGAAUGCAAAAGAGGUUCUGGUUAAAAUUCGGCCGAAAAGUGAGGUUGAAAGCGGUGCUACAUCUUUAGAAGUGGAACUGAUGGAGACAUUGCUCGGGGAAUCGUUGGCUUCAAAGGAAGGAUCUUGGCUGGAGCUCUUCCAGGGAAACCAUCUUCGAAGAACUUGGAUAUCUGCUACACUUUUCAUUCUCGAGCAGAUGAAUGGCAAUCAAUUUGUGCAGUCUUACGCUGCAACAUUUUAUACUCAGCAAGGACUUGGUGCGAUGUCAUUCACAUACACUAUGAUCGGACAAGUCGUUGGCGUUGUCGGAUGUGCUAUUGGUAUCUUAUUGCUGGAUAUAACAGGCCGCCGGCCUCUUGUGAUCUAUGGCGGUGCAAUGUGUUGGUUUCUUCUGUACCUUGCCUCCGGCCUAGGGACAAUGCAUCCCCUGAAUCAGAAUGAAACCAAUACAGAGCUGGCAUGUUUCAUGUUAUUGCCAGCUUUUACUCGUAUCUCGGCCUCGAAUACUGCAUUCCUCACAGGGGCUGAAAUAGGAGGUAUCCGUAUGCGAAAGAAGACAAUGGCAUUUGGUACUGCUUGCGAUGUUGUGGCAGCUUUCUUGGUUACAUUUGUCACACCCUAUCUCCUACCACAUAUGGGGGUCAACAUUGGCUGGAUAUUCGGGUCUGUGGCGGCGUUUUCUGUUGUGUGGGGUAUCUUAUUCUUCCCAGAGCUCAAGGGCCGUGGACUGGAAGAAGUGGACGAGCUUUUUGAAGCCAAGAUAUGGGCAUGGCAAUUCAAGCGAUACGAGACGUGUGGAGCUGGCAGGACUUUAGCCACUUUGGAGAAUGAAGGACAGGUAUACGACAGCAAAGAAACUACUGACAUUCAAGAUCACAAUUCGGCUUUGGGGGAAACUAAGUCUGCAACAGUUCGCCGAAUGCAUGUGGAUAAAGGUUCCAAUGCUGUUGGGUAUGACCUUGGUGGCUCCGAUAAUAAUGUCACCUGGGCGGGAGAACAAUGGACUUCUAAAAUUGAUAACGGCAAGGGGCAUUUCCCCCGUGGUCUUGAUGAAGAGACUGCCAAGGUUGAGAAUGAUACGAUUGAUGUGACAGUUCCCGACAGUGAGGCUGUAGUUGUGUAUUUUGUUGUUUAA